Molecule: messenger RNA, 814 nt
Organism: Aspergillus homomorphus CBS 101889
Lineage: Eukaryota; Fungi; Ascomycota; Eurotiomycetes; Eurotiales; Aspergillaceae
Product: BUD31 family protein
Exons: 3
Coding region: 99-545 (148 amino acids)
Biological process (GO): mRNA splicing, via spliceosome
Cellular component (GO): spliceosomal complex; nucleus
Source: RefSeq, a predicted model, not a curated record
CCUCGCGGUAGCAUAUGGUUCACUCUUCUUCCCAUUCUAUCACCUUGAACGAAUCUCCAGCUCCAAUAUUACGCCUCGGUCGAUCUUUUCCAAUAAGUAUGCCUCCUAUCCGGACUUCCCGCAGUCGCAAGCCACCUCCGGCUGGUUUCGACGAUAUUGAGGAUACCUUACUCGAAUUCAGCAACAAGAUGAAAGAUGCAGAGAAUGCGUCGCACGAUGGAAAAAAGAAGCACGAGGUUCUGUGGCCCAUCUUCCAAAUAAGUCAUCAAAGGUCCCGAUACAUAUAUGAUUUGUACUACGAGAAGGAGGCUAUUUCAAAACAACUUUAUGAGUGGCUUCUCAAGAAUAACUAUGCCGAUGCAAACUUGAUUGCCAAGUGGAAAAAGCAAGGCUACGAAAAGUUAUGCUGCCUCCGCUGCAUACAAACAAAAGAAACGAACUUCAAUGCAACCUGCAUUUGUCGGGUCCCGAAAGCGCAACUCAAGGAGGACCAAACGAUUCAAUGUGUAAGUUGCGGGUGUCGAGGCUGUGCAAGCAGCGACUAGAUUUGCGCUAGUAAGCAUGCGAAUGUCGGUCAGCAAUUCUUUGCGCGAUGUUCAAUCCGCCUCAAGAUGCUCAGAACAAAGGAUGCGGAUUGACCUUGGAUACGGCGUUUGGGCGGGUAUGAUAUUUUGGCCUUGUCUUCUCGAAUGAAUUCAUUCUUAUUCUCCUAUAAAUCUUGAUUGGAGAAAUUCGUCAAUGUUGUCUAUUUUCAACUGGUUGCAUGUUCGAUUACUAUUCUACGACCAUUAUGAUACCCACUACAAGAAAUAUG